GGCUCAUUUGGAGUUGUACACCGAGCUAAAGAGAAGGCUACGGGACGCACCUACGUGGUUAAAUUCGUGCCCACGCCUACGGAAGCGGAGCGGAAUGCUGUGAACAAUGAGGCGAACAUAAUGAAACAACUGAACCAUCCAAAACUUUUGCACCUUCAUGAGGUCUUCUCAGAACCUAACGAAACUGCUUUGGUUCUCGAAUUUCUCUCUGGAGGUGAGCUGUUUGAUAGAAUCGCGGACGAUGGCUAUACCAUGAAUGAGGCCGAGGUGAUUAAGUAUAUUCGACAACUGCUCGAAGGUCUGCAGUACAUGCACGAGAAUCACAUUGUUCACCUCGAUAUCAAGCCCGAAAACAUCAUGUGUGAGACCAGCCGUUCCACUGACAUCAAGUUGGUUGACUUUGGCCUCGCCACGAAGCUGAAUCCUCAGGAUGAGGUGCGAGUGACCACUGCAACACCUGAAUUCGCAGCUCCUGAGAUUGCUGAUCACAAUCCUGUUGGUUUCUAUACCGAUAUGUGGGCCGUUGGUGUGCUUGCCUAUAUCCUCCUCUCCGGUACUUCUCCGUUUGCCGGCUCUGAUACCAUGGAGACCCUCCGCAAUGUCAGCCGAGCCUCUUAUGACUUCAAUGAUGAUGCUUUCCGAGAUGUCUCUGAUAAAGCAAAGGACUUUAUCUCGAAACUACUCAUCAAAGCUCCGGAGUAUGCAUAA
Messenger RNA from Hydatigera taeniaeformis, 708 nucleotides. The record is from the annotation of a GenBank genome assembly. Lineage: Eukaryota; Metazoa; Platyhelminthes; Cestoda; Cyclophyllidea; Taeniidae.